This is a messenger RNA of Ornithorhynchus anatinus (platypus), 1766 nucleotides long. It is a transcript of the gene SHF, whose product is annotated as Src homology 2 domain containing F. The annotation marks the transcript as partial. The transcript has 7 exons. NCBI's taxonomy places the organism in Eukaryota, Metazoa, Chordata, Mammalia, Monotremata, Ornithorhynchidae. The record is from RefSeq and is a predicted model, not a curated record. Gene Ontology annotation, molecular function: phosphotyrosine residue binding.
CCUCCGGGCUCGGGUCCGGGGUGGCGAUGGGCGGGGGGCGGGGGGGCCCGGCGGGGCGGCGCGGCGGGGACGGGGACCGGCGGGGGGGGCGUGGCCAGAUGGCUCCGGGAGCAUCUGGGCUUCCGCGGGGGCGCCGCGGGCGGGGGCGUCAAAGCGGGGCCUCCCCCCGCGCCCCCCGAGCCCGACUACCGGCCCCCGCCGCCCCCCGACAUCCUGGCCGCCUACCGGCUGCAGCGGGACCGCGACUUCGAGGACCCCUACACCGGCGCGGGGGUGGGCGCCGCCUCCUCGGGCCCCCACGACGCCCCCGGCCCCGCGCCCCCGCCGCGCCACGGCUCCCCCCCGCACCGCCUCAUCCGCGUCGAGACCCCCGGGCCCCCCGCGCCCCCGCCCGAGGACCCCCGGACCCUCGGAGCCCCCGCCAACGCCGACAGGCUGGCGAUCGUAGAAGACUACGCAGACCCAUUUGACGCCCACGAUGGGGGCGAGGGGACGGCGAAGCCCGCGGAGAGCCCCCCCGAGCAGAUGCCCGAGAACGACGGCUACAUGGAGCCCUACGAGGCUCAGAAGAUGAUGGCCGAGAUCCGGGGCUCCAAGGAACCGGCCCCCCAGCUGCUGCCCCUGUACGACACGCCCUACGAGCCGGGGGAGGACGGCCUCAGUCCUGAAGGCGAGGGCGGGGGAAGGACCCGGGAGCCUCGCCUCCCAGCUGGUGACGAACGACCCCCGGAGGAGUACGACCAGCCCUGGGAGUGGAAGAAAGAGAGGAUCUCCAAGGCCUUCGCAGUUGACAUUAAGGUCAUCAAAGACCUGCCGUGGCCGCCACCCGUGGGACAGCUGGCCAGCAGCCCCUCCCCUGGGGACGGGGACGCCUCUGCUCCAGCCUCACCCCCCCUCCAGCUUCAGCCCCAGCCCGGCUUAGAAGAGCGCAGCGCCCAGUUCGAGGCGUUGGACAAAGGUUUCCUGUCUCCCGGACGGGAAGAGAAGGGACGCCCUCUGGCCCGGCUGACAAAACCUGUGAUUGGUGACCCUACCAGCCCCCUGGGCGAGUGGACGGACCCAGCUUUGCCUCUAGAAAACCAGGUCUGGUACCACGGAGCCAUCAGCCGCACCGAUGCCGAGGCCCUGCUGAGGUUGUGCAAGGAGGCCAGUUACCUGGUGCGAAACAGUGAGACCAGCAAAAACGACUUCUCCCUCUCCCUCAAGAGCAGCCAAGGGUUCAUGCACAUGAAACUGUCACGCACCAAAGAACACAAGUACGUGCUGGGCCAGCACAGCCCGCCCUUCGCCAGCGUGCCCGAGAUCGUGCACCACUACGCCAGCCGCAAGCUGCCCAUCAAGGGGGCCGAGCACAUGUCGCUGCUCUACCCGGUCGCCAUCCGGACUCUUUAGGGCCUCAUGGCCCACCCCCUACCUGCUGGCUCCGCUCCCCGUCACUCCCUUAUCCCCCAGGCCGAGGACUGGGACUCGUGUUAAUUUAUUCUAAAGGGGAGCAGGCCGAAACGGCCGAGGGGAUGGGCCCUCCACAGAUACGGUCCGAGCUCCGCCGGUCAGGACCACCACCCUUGCUGCCGGGCAGUGACCUGCACCUGCCUCCAGGCACGGCUAGCCGGGGCCGGGUUGGCCGCGGCGACGGUGUCCCGGCGCCAAUGUCGCGAACCUCGGCUUCCCCGGCCCGACUCACCUUGCCUCGCUCCCCACCUCUCUGUGCCCGGGGAAGAGGGAGUGGGGACCAGACAGGCUAUAAACCACCGUUUCCAAGCAGA